GGGGGACACACACUCGUUGUAAACGUAUCCAUCUCGCUUUUGCUCGUUACUUACAUUUUAAAACAACUCGUAAGAUAAAUGUUAUUUAACAGACACGAAUGUAUUAUUCUCUAUAUAUUCAGCUUAUAAACCAAUCGGCUCAGAAAUAAAUUAUAGCUGUAGUAAAUUUCACAGUAUGAAAGAAAAAGGUCAUCUCGUGUCCAAACAGUUGAUUUUAAUCUGAUCAGCAUCUUAUCUAUUGUAAUGAUGCACCUUGAUAAAACACUCAUUAAGUUCUUUAAUUUUUUUUUUUUUUUUUUUUUUUUUUACAAACGAUCCGAGUGGAUUGAUACAUGUAACUUUUUGUCAUGUCAUGUCAUAGGGUUUUACGUGCACAUUCAGAACAAGCUGUUGUAGCGCACAAGAGCCGGCCUUGGCCGGCUCCUCCGUUCAUGACACAUAUGGGCAUACAUAGGAUUUUAAAAAGUUGUCGCUUUAUUGCACGAAUAUGGAACAGUCUAUCAUGACGGAGCGAGGCAUGAACUGAGAGCAUGGAAGAGAAUACAUCGAUAACUUCACUUGUUGAUUGUGAACACUCAUUACACGUUCACUCAUUCCAGACGAAAAUACUCGAUACAACAGUAUUUUUCCAAGUUAUAAAACUUAAUAAUAGUUUUCAUUUGUUCGUGGGGAACGUGCCGACGUUACAAAACAUGGCCAUGUCAAUGAACACAAAAUAUGAGAAUGUUCCAACAGUGAAUCAUCUGUUUGGAAAUAGAACUGACUCAACAUCAAGCAGCAUUGCACAGAAAUUAGCCAAGAAGACUGGAAAGCAGGUGUUUGUGAGUUGUAACCUGGAAUACAAUCAGACUAUGCUUCCUCUGGUGGAGAAACAUAUAUUUGAUGAACUGAAGGCUCAUCCAGACAAGUUUUAAAUUGUUAAUUUCACCUGUGUAUAUAUCACAUCUGUCUAUAGUUGGAUGUAGGGGGUGGGGUGGGGUUUACAAUAUUUAUCCUUUUUUUUUUUUUUUUUAAGAUAAGAAUUAGUUUUUUGACAUGUUUGUCCUCAAGUGGAGAACGCACAGCUCCCCCCAACCCCCUCCCCCAACUGAUUCCUAUGGGUAUGUAAGCAGAGCCGGUUUAUCCUAGUACAAUAUGUAGCACAUGCUAUGGGCCCCACGUUUCAGGGGGCCCUGCAGUGAUGUGUACAUUUAUUUUCCCCAGGUAAUUGUUCCUCUCUCCUUGAAGGAUUUACAAAAUAUAUCCUGGGAAGGGGGCCCAGCGGAUCCAUAAACAAGCUCUGCCUGCAAGGUGUUCUUGGUAGAUUCUGCUGCAUUAGAAAACCAAUUGGGUAAAAAAAAAGAAUCAUUGUUGUUUCGCCAUUCUAUCCAGAGAAUCAGAAAGAAUCGCCUGUAUGACUGCAGUAGGUUUCACCAGUUUAUCUGAUGGAAUCAUUCUGUCUAUUGUGAUACAGCAUUGAUGACCACUGUGUAUCAUCAAUGGAAAAACAUAAAAAAGAGUAACACAUGUGGCAACGUCUCAGAUCUCUCAUUGAAUAGUUCCAUUUAAAUGAUCAUGGAGUCUCAGUGGAAGUGUGCUCCAAAAAGAGUAACAAAUAUGUUGAGAAUUUAUGAGGAAACAACUUUUUUAUCAUAGCAAGUGUAAGUUUAAUGCUUAAUAUUGUCAGUAUCACUAAAACAGUCUUUUAAAAAGUUUGUAUAAUGAUUUAAUCACACCUUGCCAUGAAAAACUGAGGGAGUGAUUAUGGGGAACCAUUUAAGAUAUUGCCAUAUUGAGCAUCGAUAUUUAAUCCUUGUAGGGUAGUAUUUAAAAAAAGAUAUUAUCCUUGAACUAGUCUUAUUAAAAGUAGAUAUACUGAUGGAAAGAAAUAAAGGAUCACACAGAUAGCAACAAAGAUUAAUGACUGCAUCAAAAAUCAAUUCAU
Molecule: messenger RNA, 1924 nt
Organism: Gigantopelta aegis
Lineage: Eukaryota; Metazoa; Mollusca; Gastropoda; Neomphalida; Peltospiridae
Product: proteasome assembly chaperone 4-like
Exons: 4
Coding region: 531-914 (127 amino acids)
Biological process (GO): proteasome assembly
Source: RefSeq, a predicted model, not a curated record